This is a messenger RNA of Chironomus riparius, 1059 nucleotides long. Lineage: Eukaryota; Metazoa; Arthropoda; Insecta; Diptera; Chironomidae. The record is from the annotation of a GenBank genome assembly.
CACAGAUAAAACACAAUCAUUACUUUCCAGUAUAUGUCAAGAGCUUUAUUUAAUCAACAGAAAUUGGAAAUGUUAAAAGUCAUGCAACUAUUUUACUUUACAUUAUUAAUGAUGUUUCAUCAAACAGUUUGCUUACGGAUGAUAAGAGAGGAUUGUGAGCAGGAAGAAUUGUCUAGGUGUGCAAAACCUUUACAAUUACUUCAGACCACAACAAAUAUAACAUUUGAGCGUGAAGAGCUAGACAAAUUGUGUCCCGAUUUGAAUUCUGGUUUGCGGUGCAUCCAAAGCUAUACGAGACGUUGCAUGACACAAAUCCAACGUAACCAAUUUAACAAAAUUUAUCAGGGGACAACUGAGUUAAUUAAGGAUUUAUGUCAACCUGGUGAUUUUCAAAAAGAGUUUUUGAAGCAUUCAGCGUGCCUGCAAACCGUUCGACCACAGCAUGACAACUGUGCUGUCAGGUAUCGAGAGGAAAUGUCAUCAAUAUUUAAAGUAUCAGCAAAUCGCACCACACACAAUCAACAUCAGCAACAUAAUUCGAACAAUGAUGAUGAGAGUGAUGAAGAAUUUGUUAAAAUUGUAUGCUGUUCAUUUCGCAAAUACUUAGACUGUUCAGAAUUUGUAACGCGAAGAACAUGCGGAAUGGAAACGGGACUGUUCAUACGCGAUUUCAUACAUCGAAUGUCUGAUACGUUGAUGCGAAAUUAUUGUGAAGAGUACUAUAAAGGAUCGAAUCACUGUAGUAACGAAUUUUCAUCCGCAUCAUUGAAAAAUUCCUCGUCAGCAAUUUUAUUUACCUUUGUUGGCAUUAGUAUUGCAAUUCAACGGAAUAGUUGAAAAAAUGUUUUUAUUUUUUUCGUACCUGCUGAUGAAAGAGAUUUCCACUGAAAAGAGCUUCUGCAAAUCGUCGAGAACGAGCAAAAUAAAAAAAAUUGUUGAAUCCGAUUUGAAUGUGUUUUUUUAAAAGGAAAAAAAGGAAAAUUCUGAACAAUUUUCUAUAAUGAAUAAAUAUUUUUUAUCCCCCAGUGCUUUUUGGAUGAUUUUGGUACAAUGUUACAG